AUGCAAAUUUGCGGCGGCAAAGCGAGAGGCAAAAAUUAUGGCGCGAUUUCAUGCGAAUCAUGCAAAACAUCAUUUCGUAGAAAUGCCCACAAAUUCGAGACAUUGAUCUGUAUUUAUGAUAACAACUGUACGAUAGAUGUGUUGAGUCGUAAGUAUUGCCGCAAAUGUCGUCUCCGGAAGUGUUUUGCGGUCGGAAUGAGAAGAGAGAGGAUAUGGACUGAAGAGGAAAGUAGUUUGAGAUCAAGUCUUAUACAGGAAAACAAAUUGAAGAGAAAAAUGACAUCAAAAGUACAUAAUGUGGUCAAUUCAAACGUUCGUGAGAUUAUGUACAAUAUG
Molecule: messenger RNA, 336 nt
Organism: Medioppia subpectinata
Lineage: Eukaryota; Metazoa; Arthropoda; Arachnida; Sarcoptiformes; Oppiidae
Source: the annotation of a GenBank genome assembly